AUGUUCAAAGCUCUAUCCCACGACAUCGCCACCACGAAAAUGUUCAAAGCUCACCGCCACCCCGACGAAGACCCCAGCGCCAGCCAGAUCCAGGCCGCGUACGUAAUGCCCGGCCCAUCCGACACCUUCACCAUCCGCUCCAUCUCCAAGGCGAUCUUCGACGACAGCUCCUACUGGCUCCCCUCACCCGUAUCCAAAAUGUUAGGCUACCCGGUCAAGAUCUGCGUCCUCGACGUGAACGACUACUUCACACGACCUACUGGCCUCGAGUUCCAGGACACGGACUACGGGGAGCCUUACAGCAGAGUCGCAAACCGUUUUCUGACAGACUGCGACGUCUGGAGCGAGCGUUUUGGACAGCCUUGUUGCGGUAGUCUCCACGGUACGGCGCUGCUGGUGUGUGAAGAUGGGAGUUCGCCGGAGUUGGGACUGUUGGAGUGUAUGAAUGCUUAUAUCAGGAAGCAUCUAGUGCUGGUCGAGAAUGAGCUUGAGAGGCUGCGAAAUCAGCUGGAGAAGUUCAAGGAGAGUGCAAAGGAUGUGUUUGGGGGGGAUAAGAUGCGUAUGGCGUGGGAGGAGUGGAAGAGGAACGAAGAGGAAGCGAGGGAAAAGUUGGAGUCUGAUAGGGUGAAGGCGGAAAGGGAGAGUGAUGGCAAUGCGAGAGUUAAAGGUGAAAAGUAG
This is a messenger RNA of Fulvia fulva, 678 nucleotides long. RefSeq lists its product as uncharacterized. The coding region runs from base 1 to 678 and encodes 225 amino acids. The transcript has a single exon. NCBI's taxonomy places the organism in Eukaryota, Fungi, Ascomycota, Dothideomycetes, Mycosphaerellales, Mycosphaerellaceae. The record is from RefSeq and is a predicted model, not a curated record.